AGGGGGCAAGAGAAGGAUAGACAGCCUUUUGAGACCCCUCGGUGACCAGUUUAGUUCUGCUUGGCAUUCGAACCGCACCAGAGAUCAUGUGACAGAAGACAAGCUAGGAUCCUCGCGCACACUUCGAUACAGGAUCUGUUUGGAGCAAGUUAGAUCGUUACGAGAUACAGUGGCUUGCCGAUCGAUCGCGAUCCACAGUUUACGAGUAAGGUAUAGUACGUUAUCGAAUGUCACCUGUUAUGAUUGAAUCGGAGAGGAAGACAGUGUGCAAAAACGGUCGAUAAUACACGUACAAGGACGUCGCUGAAUAGAUAUCGCAUUUCCCUUCCGUGUUUCAACAGAGUAUCAAGGAUGACCGCUUCUAAAGCGGCAGAGCUGCGAUCGUGACGGCACACGCAACACGUGCACUCUGUUUAAAUCAACAAACGUCAAGCGGCCACGUAAAAACGGGCAGCAUACAUUAACGAAGAGGAAACCAGGAAAGUGCAGGACCACUGUUCUCUUUUUCCCUCUCUUUCUUUCUAUCAACACGGCUCGCGGUACAUGCUCGCCAUAAAUGACACUUGUGAAAUCAACGCACACAUUUUCACCGCUCCGAGCGAGGAACUGUAGAAAAGAGGGUCGUUGACAGCCAGCACGCGUGACAAAUAUACCAGUGCAUCCUUUAGUGUUUCCUUUCCCUGUGAAAUUAAAAAGAAAACGUUCCAUUUUUUCGCGUUUGUCCCGGCUCGUGAUCCGAUUUACACACCUGUCACGCGUGAAAAUUAAAUUCUCGCUUCCUCGGCUUUGUGUGUCAUCUGUGUUCGGACUUCGUGCUCGUUAAUUUGGCGAAGAACACUGGAAGCCGUCACAAAGAAUUGCGAAAAGCAGAUAUGAGGUCGACCGGUCGCCACGCGAUCUAAUAAUAUCGCGAGUGGAUCGUUGAACCUCGCUUCCUUUCUUUCCACGUGUCCAUCGGGCGCAGAGGGAAAUAAAUCAGCAACUUUCACCGAACACCGUCGACAACAGUAGCUCAUAAAGCAUGUCGGGGGACACGACGUCCGACGAAGAGGGAUCGCAGGAGGAUUCGCCGCGAUACGACAUCGACGAUCUGGAAAUCAUCAAAACCAUAGGUACAGGCACUUUUGGCAGAGUGGUGCUAUGCAGGCACCAAGGAACUCCCUUAGCGUUGAAAAUCCUCUCAAUGGUAGACGUGAUCAGAUUGAAACAAGUGGAACACGUACGAAACGAAAUCACCGUAUUGAAAGAGGUCAAGCAUCCCUUUAUCGUGAACAUGCUCUGGAGCGGAAGGGACGAGGCGAGAGUAUACAUGCUGUUAGAAUUCGUAGCCGGUGGCGAGCUUUUCUCUUAUUUGAGAGCAGCUGGCCGAUUUUCCGGACCCACCAGCUGCUUCUAUGCAGCAGAAAUCGUCUGUGCCUUGGAAUACUUGCACACCAAACACAUCGUUUACAGGGACCUAAAGCCUGAGAACCUUCUCUUGGACAGCCAGGGCCACCUGAAAAUUACAGACUUCGGUUUCUCCAAGAAACUCACGGAUAGGACGUGGACUUUGUGCGGCACUCCCGAGUAUUUGGCGCCGGAAAUAAUUCAGAGCAAAGGACACAAUAAAGCUGUAGACUGGUGGGCCCUCGGUGUUCUCAUCUACGAAAUGUUAGCGGGCUUUCCGCCAUUUUUCGAUGACAAUCCCUUUGGCAUCUAUGAGAAGAUAUUAAGUGGAAGAAUAGAAUGGCCAAAACAUAUGGAUCCAAUCGCCAAGGAUCUCAUCAAGAAGCUUCUGAUCGCAGAUCGAACGAAGAGACUAGGGAACAUGAGACAGGGGGCUGAUGACGUGAAGAGGCAUCGCUGGUUUAAAUUAGUCGAAUGGCCAUUGGUGCCGCAGAGAGCCCUGACACCACCAAUAAGACCACGAGUAAAAGCGCCAGGUGACCCAAGCUGUUUCGACGAUUAUCCUGAAACCGAUUGGCGUUCCCAGCCUCCCUUGCCACCGGAACAACUGGCUCUGUUUCAAGAUUUCUAAAAGAAACGUCAUGGACAAUCGUUCGAACAUUCGAACCAUGCCAGGCAUUCAUUGACGCAAAUUCAUUCGAAGAGCUUCCAUGUCGUGAUUAGGAUCGUCGAGUUAACAGCAUUGUGAUGUGUAUAAAGUUUCUCUUACGUUCAAGCGUAAGGGAGUAUCUUUUUAUUUUGUACAUAUAGCAGCCCUCUUUUGUAUUAUUUGGUUGUGCACCUCGUUUAUUUAUUCGUACUCGCUGCGUAGGCUAGGCAUUUUUCUUCGUUGUUUUACGUUGUAAAUAAAAAAAAAAAAGGAAUGGAAAGAGAAGAACGAUGUAACACGAAGGAGAAACUGUAAUCUCAAAUCAAUUUUCAUCUCAUGAAGUGAAAUUGCUUGAGAAUAUAUGUUCCUUCUCACACAAAGAAGUGAUAAAAAGUGAUGACAGAAAUGGUCAUAAUUUUGUAAGUUGUUAUAUGUAAAGUAUUGUAACGAUGUAUCGUGCGGUUGUACGCUACACAUCGGAAGAGAAUUAAAUCAUGAAUUUUUUAAAUUUCAA
Bombus huntii is the source of this 2549-nucleotide messenger RNA. RefSeq names its product cAMP-dependent protein kinase catalytic subunit PRKX (gene Pka-C3). NCBI's taxonomy places the organism in Eukaryota, Metazoa, Arthropoda, Insecta, Hymenoptera, Apidae. Gene Ontology annotation, molecular function: protein serine/threonine kinase activity; ATP binding. The transcript is spliced from 6 exons. Bases 1022 to 2017 code for a protein of 331 amino acids. The record is from RefSeq and is a predicted model, not a curated record. Gene Ontology annotation, biological process: protein phosphorylation.